Synchiropus splendidus (mandarinfish) is the source of this 1615-nucleotide messenger RNA. Its product is annotated as apoptosis regulator BAX-like. The transcript is spliced from 6 exons. The record is from RefSeq and is a predicted model, not a curated record. NCBI's taxonomy places the organism in Eukaryota, Metazoa, Chordata, Actinopteri, Syngnathiformes, Callionymidae. Gene Ontology annotation, biological process: regulation of apoptotic process. Bases 179 to 733 code for a protein of 184 amino acids.
UUAAUGUUAUUAUUUUCCAGCGGGGCUCCGUAUUUUGGUCGUAAGUGAAAGGGUUAUUGCCACGCCUAUUCCCCUCAUGUUACCACAUCGCUUUUGCUUUCGUGUCGGACGCUUGACUUGAUCUGUCAAUUCAUACUGAAAAACAUUUCUCUGGUGGUAAAACACUCAGGCUCAACACAUGGAGGAAGACGACCAAGGAGCUCCACUUACGAAAGCCAUGUCUGCUUUGCUGAUAAAUUUCAUCCAUGAGGAAGUGCAGAUGUCUGGGGUAGAUGCAGCGGUGUUCAGACACCACAUUGAAGUUGAAGAAAUACAUGACCCAGCGUUAAAGAAUCUACUCAGGUUUAUGAGACAGUUCAGAGAAGAGCGGUUGGAAGAGCGAUUUUUCGAAGAAAGGUUCGGCAAGGAACUCCCUUACCUGACUCGAGAAGAAUUCACGAGUAUUUGUUCAGAGAGCUUCUCAAAUGGGAGAAUGACAUGGAGCAAACUGGUGCUUAUCUUCCUCUUUGCCAGCCGACUUGUCAUACGAGCGAUUACAGACAACAAUCCUGACAAGAUCAAAGAUAUUGUUGGCUGGACGCAGGAUUGCACACAGGGUGAUUUUCUCGAGUGGUGCAAGAGCGAGUGUAACUGGGUGGAUUAUCUCUCUUUCGUCAUAAAACACAACUGGAAAGAGGCUUUGGCUUUGCUGGGGGUCUCCCUCAUCAUUAUCUUUGUCAUUUGUAAAUACUAAGAUGUAUGAGAGCAUGUUUAUAUUUGUGCCUGUCAUAUUCUGUGAGCAACAUGGUCACCAUUGUCUUUUAUCUGUUACAAAUGAUCUUUGUGCAUUGGUGGAAAAAUGUAUUGAAUCACUAAAUAAAAAAUAUUAUUAAUAAGGACUUGAAACACUGCUUCACCAUUGUCAUCCAUAAGUUUUUAUUGCGUUUGCUAAAAAGUUAGGAUGCAAUAUCACAAUUUAAUGUGAUAUUGCAUUCAAUUUUAUUGGUGAACUGUGCUUCAUAAAUGAAAUCCAAAAGUAAAGGUCAAGCACAUCCGCAAACCAGUUUAGGUCAGGUGCAUUAUUCAAAAAUGUGAAACAAAUACAGCAAUACAGUGAAAUAAAUAAAAUAAAGCUGUCAUCAAAAAUGUUAAACAAAUACAGCAAUACAGUGAAAUAAAUAAAAUAAGGCUGUCUUCAAAAAUGUGAAACAAAUACAGCAAUACAGUGAAAUAAAUAAAAUAAAGCUGUCAUCAAAAAUGUUAAACAAAUACAGCAAUACAGUUAAAUAAAUAAAAUAAGGCUGUCUUCAAAAAUGUGAAACAAAUACAGCAAUACAGUUAAAAAAAAUAAAAUAAGGCUGCUUUCAAAAAUGUAAUACAAAUACAGCAAUUCAGUUAAAUAAAUAAAAUUCUGAAAUAAAAUAAGGCUGCCUCAAAUAGGCACUUAAGCUCAAUAUAGCAAUUCAAAAAUGAAUAAUAGAAGUAUAACACGACUCUAAAUGAGGCAAAAUGAAGAACCGUUCAUACUAAAUUGAUAUUAAUGAUAUUAUUGAAUGAUGAAUUUUUUAACACGUCAAAUUGUGGCGUAAUUAAUUAAUCGAAUUAAUGCGUUAAAAUGACAGCUCUAAUAAUAAUA